AUGCGCGCUGCUCUAAUACGUUCCAUGAGUUUGCAGAGGCAACUGGUGAGCGUAACCGGCCUGCAUGGCUCGAGUCCAGUCGCUUUCUUGCCCGGCUUAAGGGGCGGUAUUUUAAUUCCGUGCCCCCAGCUCUUUGGAACAAUGCCAGUGCGCAAGGUCGUGUUGAAGAGCGUCAGUGCAGAGCGUUUUGCAAUUUUUCCGAGGUUUCGCCGUGCCUCCCCAUGGGUCGUGUCGGGUCCCGGUGCGGAUCCUGGCGGCAGUAGGGGAAGGGCGCGACCUAGCCCGGCCAUUGUUAUAGGCCGGGCGCCCCCAUCCCCCGCUAGGUUUGGGGCGGAGGAUGCGAUCGCAGGCGGUUUGCGCUAUUGUGGCGGACAUGCGGGCCAGGCGGUUAGCUUUUUGGCGCUUCGAAAGCAAAGGCCCAUCUCCUUUGAUGGCCGGCGCGCAGCAAGGGCGGGGGGCGUUGGCGCCUUUAGGCGGGCCGGCGGCAUUCGCGAGGGGCCCCGCGGUUCGAGCAGAGCGCCCGCCACCGGCUAG
Messenger RNA from Trypanosoma grayi, 534 nucleotides. RefSeq lists its product as hypothetical. Bases 1 to 534 code for a protein of 177 amino acids. The transcript has a single exon. Lineage: Eukaryota; Euglenozoa; Kinetoplastea; Trypanosomatida; Trypanosomatidae. The record is from RefSeq and is a predicted model, not a curated record.